Molecule: messenger RNA, 1647 nt
Organism: Vigna angularis (adzuki bean)
Lineage: Eukaryota; Viridiplantae; Streptophyta; Magnoliopsida; Fabales; Fabaceae
Exons: 1
Coding region: 90-1328 (412 amino acids)
Cellular component (GO): 90S preribosome
Source: RefSeq, a predicted model, not a curated record
ACCACCAAAACCCUAGCUCUUCUUCCUCUUCCUUUUCUUCGUACCUGAAAACUCUCUCUCUCGUUAAACCCUAAAACCUACCUUUGCGCAUGGCUUCCGAGAACCUAAACCCCGUCACAGUCACAAAAGCCAUAGACGCGCUUCUCAAAUGGCGUCGCUCCCAAUCGGAGACUCAAAAGCCCAAACUCUUCGAUCAAGACGAAGAAUUUGUGUACCUCGUCGUAACGCUUAAGAAGAUUCCCGCGAAAUCGCGCGUUAACCCUUACAAGAUCCCUCUCCCACACUCCCUGUUCUCGCAGUUCUCCGAACAAUGUCUCAUCCUCGACGACCGGCCGAACAAGGGCCGCGUGACCAAGGCCCAGGCCCAGGCUAAGGUCCAAUCCGAGUCCAUCCCCGUAGCAAAAAUCCUGAAGCUGUCAAAGCUGGCAUCCGAUUAUCGUGCUUUUGAGGCGAAGCGGAAGCUCUGUGAUUCCUACGAUUUGUUUUUUGCAGAGAAGAGUAUUGUGCCGUUGCUUCCUCGGCUACUCGGGAAGCAGUUUUUCAAGAAGAGGAAGUUGCCGGUGCCGGUGGAUCUGAAGAAGAGUAACUGGAAGGAGCAGGUGGAGAGGGCGUGCUCGUCCGCGAUGCUGUUCAUGCGGACCGGCACGUGUAGCGUUGUUAGGGUUGCGAAGGUGGGGAUGGAAAGAGACUCAAUUGUGGAGAAUGUGAUGGCUGCGGUUGAGGGGAUUGUGGAGGUUGUGCCGAAGAAGUGGGGGAAUGUGCGGUCGCUGCAUCUGAAGCUGUUGGAGAGUGUGGCGUUGCCUGUGUAUCAGGUUGUUCCGGAUUUGAAGUUGAGGAUUAAGGGUGCUAACGAGGAGGCUGAGAUAAAAGAGAAGAACAAGAAGAGGAAAAAAGAUGAGGAGGUUCGUGAAUCGGCAAAGAAGAAGGGGAGGAUUCAUGAAGUUAGGUAUAUGGAUGAGAAUGGUGGUGAGGAUGAGAUUGAAAAUGAAUUGGCGAGUGAUGAUGGUGGUGGCGAUGACAAUGUGGAUGAGAAGAGGAAGAGAGGGGUUUCGAGUGUGUUGAAUGGUGGGAAGAGGUUGAAGAAAUCGUCUGGUGUCAAGGGAAAGAGGAAAAAGGAGAAGAGUGGAAGUGAGUUGGUUGCUGAGGAUAAGGAAUCUAGUGCCAAGGACAAGAAGAAAAAGGUGAAGAGUGGGAGUGAAUUGGUUGUUAGGGAUGAGGAAUCUGGCGUGAAGAAGACGACGAAAGGAGAAUUGAAGAAGAUGAAAACAGGGGAAGUGAAGGUGAAGGCUGUGAAAAGUGUGAAGGCUAAGAAAAGUAAGAAGGCCUAGAGAGUUGGAUGAUGUUGUCUAUUAGCGAUUGAUGUAAGAAAUCGUUGCUUGUUGGGGCCCUGUGCUAGCCUGUGUGGUGGUGCUUGUUGAGUCCCCAGCUGCAUUUUUGUUUCUGACCCUGUAUUAGGGCGGUUGUGUUUUCUGUUGGUUCGAUUUGUUAUUUGCUAGUUCAAAAUUUCAAUAGUCGAGGUUUAAAAUGAUUGUUAAAUGGGUAAGGUCAGAGUGUUGCAUCCCGGCAAGUAAGUUUAAUAUACUUGAGUCAUUAGAUAUUGCUUGUUUUAGAUCGAUUUAGAAAAUGAAGUUAUUUAGAUAUUGCAAA